GUCAAAUUAGCACGUAACACUGGAAGUUACGCUGUUGGCGCGAAUAACAACAACAGAGCUGCGGAUAAUUUAAUUUGUUAAUUAUUAUGAAUUCACCUCUCGACAUUAAAUUAUCAUAAAAUAUCUUCGAUACGAUGGACACUGGCGACCACAGGUUUACGAUAAUACGAAUGCUAACGUUUAUUUAACGUUGUGGGCGGUUGUUUGAACGUUAGCAGCAGAGUUCAUAUUUCCUGUCAGCGUCUGUUUGGAGGCUGACCAUGUCCAAAGACAAAGACAAGGACAAGGAGAGCUUCAUUGUGAAGUUUGUGGAGAGUAAAGGACAGAAGACAGAGUGUGUUGUCAAGGCUUAUGAGGCCGUCCUGGAGCUGCAGUCUGAGAAGUAUCUGAAAACCAUCGAUGAAGAUGUUGUGUUACACAUGGACCACAACGACAAGUCUCUGUUUGUCUUCAGCAGCUUCACCACGCCGGCUUUCCUGCACUGCAAAAAGCUCGGCUGCAGGGUGGUGAGUCCUCUGGUGGUGUUGUACUGUCUGCAGCAUCAGCACUGUGUCCCCAAGGCGGAGACGCCCGUCUAUAACAUGGCCAUGGCUGGCAUCACGGUUUCCUGCACCAGCCUGGAUAAAGAAACGCGGAUGGAGGUGAUGGAUCUGGUGCAGCUCAUGGGCGGGCGAGUCUAUCUCGACCUAAAUGUGUCUGUCACACACCUGAUCGCAGGAGAGGUGGGCAGCAAGAAGUACGUGGUGGCUGCCAGCUUGGGUAAACCCAUCCUGCUGCCUGCAUGGGUCAAAGCCUGCUGGGAGAAAUCUCAGGACAGUCUUUUCAGGUACACAGAUCUGCCCAUUGAGGACUAUCUGUGCCCCGUGCUGCGUGGCUGCACUGUUUGCGUGACGGGCCUCUCCAGCACGGAGCGUAAAGAGGUGCAGCGGCUGUGCGAGCAGCACGGAGCCGAAUACACGGGUCAGCUCAAGAUGAACGAGUGCACACAUCUCAUCGUUAAUGAACCAACAGGUCAGAAGUACGAGUGUGCACGGAAGUGGAACGUGUACUGUGUGUCCCUGCACUGGCUGUUUGACAGCAUAGAGAAGGGCUUCUGUCAAGACGAGAGCAGGUACACUGUGGAGCGCAACACGUCGAAGAGCACCCGACCGCACACUUCGACCCCGACUGGCACCGACAAGAAGCAGGAGGGUCCAUCUCUGUUGGGCUUGAGCCACAUUUCCGUCAAUGCCAGCAUGACAAUAAACGACACGGCCCUCACCAACGCCACCUUCAGCCGCCUGGAAGCUCCGGACCCCAUAGACAGUCUGGACAUCACUGUCUGCCCAGCGGAUGAUAUCCUGGAUGGCUGUAAGAUUUAUCUGUGCGGCCUGCCGGGGAAGAAACUGGAGAAGCUGCGGCGUCUCGUGAACGCUGCAGGAGGUCUGCGCUUCAACCAGCCCAGUGAGGAGCUCACACAUGUGGUCAUGGGAGAGCUCGACCAGGACCUGAAGAAUUUUCUCACCAAAGCGACACACAGACCUCAUGUAGUAACAGUGCAGUGGCUCGUGGACAGUUUCUCCAAAGGCAGUCUGCUCCCAGAAGCAGGUUACCUCCACCCUGGCUGUCUGCCCCCUGCUCCGGCUGCUGUGUCAGUGCCUGCUCAUCAGACUCCCACCUCCAGGCCCUCAAUCGGUCCCCCCGUGGCCAGUCCCAGCACACCGAGGCAUAACAGGGCAGAGGAGGAUCUGCUCUCACAAUACAUGGAUGAUGACCCUACAGUAGUUGACAUGCCUCCACCAGCAGAGGGCAACAGCAGGAGGUCCAUCAGUACAGCUGUAGAGCCUCAGCCUGAAGUCUGGACAUCAAAUCAGACCAGAGGUCAGGACUCAACCCUGCAGGAAGCCAGCGAGGCAGGCCUGUUUUUUGGGAAGUGUUUCCUUCUCGUGGGUUUCGGCACCGAGGCCGAGGCCCAGCUCUCUGUGCUGGUGACAGAAAACGGAGGCCGGGUGCUGAUGGGCCGCACACGCACUGUGGCAGACUACGCUGUGGUCCCCCUGCUGGGCUGUUCAGUGGAGGCCACAGUGGACGAGGUGGUCACUGAUACCUGGCUGGCCAUGUGUGUGGAGAAGGAGUGUGUUCUGCAGCUGUCCUCCAAUCCUUUGUUCACCCCGGUUCCUGUGAUGGACGAACGUUUCCCUCUCAGAGAUUGCGUCCUCUCCGUCAGCCAGUUCACCGGAGCGGAGCGGGAGUCUUUGGUGGAGCUGGCCAAGCACCUUGGAGCCGAUGUCCAGGAUUACUUUGUACGCCUGGCCAACCAAAAGAAAGGCAUGCUGGCCAGCUCUCAUCUGGUGUUGCAGUGCCCCGAAGGCACAAAGUACCAAGCAGCGAAGAAAUGGGGGCUCCCCGCUGUCACGAUGAACUGGAUACUAGAGUCUGCUCGGACUGGCCAGAAGGCAGAGGAGGGGCGUUUUCUAGUUGACCUGCCACCGUCUCCAGAGAGGAAUGAUGAGAGUUUCGUCGGCGGUUCCCAGAAGCCCAUCAUGCCUCCACCAGCACGUACGUCUCCAGAAAUCCCUUUGCUGGGUCCCCGGAGCGGUAAGGCCGUCACGCCGCUGGAUAUGGGUCGCUUCCGGAGCAAAGUGUUACGCUCCGUGUUGGAAAAGAAGAACCCCGAAGAGGACAUCAGCACCCCCAAACAAAACCAGGAGAGCGGCAGAAGGAACCCCCUUCAGAAGGAGCCCUCACUGCGGCUGGAUACUCCCUCUCGCUUCCUCAUCAGAGACCAGCUUUUCAGGCCCUCCUUCGUCACCAAGGAUGCACAAGGAGCAAUGGAGACUCCAGGGGGAAAAUCCAAACCAGGAGAGAAGAUGGGGACGCCACUGACUGAAGUCAUCCACAGGAACAUGAGGGUGGCUCUGGCCAACAGCACCGGAAAUAACAGCCCAGAUAUGCAAGCUAUCUCUGCUAGCCCCCAGUUUACCAAGACCACAGAGAAGGAGGUCCCUGAAAAAGAAGCCGGCCCUCUGAGCGGUGUUGUGAUCUGCGUGGGAAAGAAGCUGAGCAAAAUGCAGAGUGAACUCAACGCUGUCGCUGCCUCCCUCGGAGCUGACUUCAGGUGGGCGUGCGACGAUACAGUGACGCACUACAUCUACCAGGGCCGCGUCGGGGACAACACCCGGGAAUACAGAGGCGUGAAGGAGAGAGGGCUGCAUGUGGUGUCCCAGUACUGGCUGCACGCUUGUGCUGAGGAGCAGAGGCACGUCUCUGAGUCUUUGUAUCCUUUCACCUACAACCCCAAGAUGAGCCUAAACCUCAGCCAGGUGCCCAACAGCUCCCAGAGGUCUCCACCUUUAACACGGACUCAACUCAGAGACAUCGCUGAGGCAAAGGCCGACAAGUCCGCAACAGAAGAAGCGACGACUUUACGUCGUGUUAGUGAUGGAAGCGUGGAUCAAGAAGAAACGCAUGAUGCUGCAGACAGAAGUGAUAUUUCAGAGACUCUUGAAAUGAGAGAGAACCUGCAGAGACAGCUCCAAGAGAUCAUGUCAGCCACUAAGCUGACGACAGGGAGACGCGCCUCCGUCAGACUCAGCAGGAUGGGAUCAGGAGGGGCCGACUCAGGCCCCAACACACCUGAUCGGAUCGGACGCAGCGGGAACAGACGUACUCUGGAAGCUCUUCGGGUUUCCAGAGAAGCAGCUAUGGACAUAAACACAGAGCCGUCUCAGAGCGAGCAGAUCGUUUGGGAUGACCCUACAGCCAGGGAGGAGAGAGCCAAGCUGGCUGAUAACUUACAGUGGCCUGGAAGUCCCUCACAACACUCCGAGCCCUUCGCUCCUCCACCUCCUCCCACUGUGGAAAACGGCCCUCAGUUCAGGGACUCCAUGACAGACUCUGAGCUGGUGGAGAUGGCUGCUUGUGACGUCAUCGACCAGCACAUGGGCCAGAAAGUUGCGACGCCUCCGACAAAGGAGCGUGAAAACGACCUCCUCACUCCUAAAGCCCCCAGCAUCGCGUUCCCUCUUGCUAUCCCACCAGUAGCACCGGAGCCACAGGAGGAGUGUGAGGAAGAGAAGCAGCCGCCCAGGUUUCAGCUGUCCUCCCUCAGCCCCCAGGAGCGCAUCGAUUACAGUCACCUCAUAGAGGAGCUCGGCGGUGUAGUGCUGGACAUGCAGUGUUUUGACCCCAGCUGCUCCCACAUCAUCGUCGGGACUCCUCUGCGCAAUGAGAAGUAUCUGGCAGCGAUGGCGGUCGGCAGAUGGAUCCUUCACCGCUCGUACCUGGAGGCCUGCCGCUCUGUGGGCCGCUUCAUCCAGGAGGACGACUACGAGUGGGGCAGUAGCUCCAUUCUGGAUGCGUUGCCCUCAAUCACCUCCCAGCAGAGGAGGCUGGCGUUAGCUGCCAUGCGCUGGAGAAAAACCCUGCAGGGACGCCCAGAGCAAGGGGGAGCCUUCAGUGGAUGGACAGUCAUGCUGAACAUUGACCAGAGCAGAGAAUCAGGCUUCAGGCGGUUGCUGCAGUCUGGCAGGGCGAAGGUCUUGCCGAGUCCCUCUCCGUCCUUGUACAAGGAGGCCACUCACCUGUUCGCAGACUUCAGCCGGCUGAAGCCCGGAGACUUCAGAGUCGACAUAUCCGAGGCGACCUCUCAAGGAGUCACAUGCUUGAAGCCAGAGUACAUCGCAGACUAUCUCAUGCAGGAGCCGACACCGCCUGUCGAGCUGUACCGUCUGACCGAAGCUCCCUCUGGAGAAACUCCAGGCACUCCGUCACGUAAGCGUAAAGCAGCAGCAGACAACUCCAGGCUGAAAAAGACACGUCUGAACUGAAAUGUCACUACCAAACA
This is a messenger RNA of Larimichthys crocea (large yellow croaker), 4825 nucleotides long. RefSeq names its product DNA topoisomerase II binding protein 1 (gene topbp1). The coding region runs from base 261 to 4808 and encodes 1515 amino acids. Gene Ontology annotation, biological process: DNA replication initiation; mitotic DNA replication checkpoint signaling; mitotic G2 DNA damage checkpoint signaling. The record is from RefSeq and is a predicted model, not a curated record. The transcript has 28 exons. Lineage: Eukaryota; Metazoa; Chordata; Actinopteri; Sciaenidae.